Messenger RNA from Acanthochromis polyacanthus (spiny chromis), 3897 nucleotides. RefSeq names its product diacylglycerol kinase beta (gene dgkg). Gene Ontology annotation, biological process: lipid phosphorylation; intracellular signal transduction; diacylglycerol metabolic process. Gene Ontology annotation, molecular function: calcium ion binding; ATP-dependent diacylglycerol kinase activity. Lineage: Eukaryota; Metazoa; Chordata; Actinopteri; Pomacentridae. Gene Ontology annotation, cellular component: plasma membrane. The record is from RefSeq and is a predicted model, not a curated record. The transcript is spliced from 29 exons. The coding region runs from base 1060 to 3762 and encodes 900 amino acids.
AGUUGCUCCCGGACUGAUCCGCUGUCAGAGGAGCAGGAGAAAGAAACCAUCCAGAUGUUUGGUAGAAGGUGAAGCUGCUGUAAAUAAACCAGAGGAGGAGCUGGGAGACCUUCAUUCUCAGCGACGUGACGUCAGAGAAGCAGCGUCGCCAUGGAAACCGUCUCCCUGAUCCUGGAGCUGAGGAUGUGACGGUUGUUCAGGUGGAGCCUCCAGACCUCCAGGUGUCUCCUCCUCCUGGACAUGUGAGCGGCUGACAGGAAGCAGACCCUUCAGGAGGUUCCAGCUGAUUUGAAGCUGAAGAACAGAAACCAGUCUGGAUUUCCCUCAUCCUGAUCCUGAACCUGAGCUUCACACCAGCAGUUGUUUCCUCAUUGGGUGACAUCAGAGGAUUCACCUCGUCGGAUCAAAGCCUCGUCCUCCAGCGUCUCCUCGUCCUCCACAUCCUCCCACCGGAUCGACCAUCUGGGACGACUUCAAGAGGCUGAGAACUCCACGGGAACGAGCUCAGCAGUGACGUCACGGUUGCCGGGCAACCUAGCGAGCAAAACAGAUUCCCUCUGAGCAGAGGGAGGCCCCGGUCUGCACGUGCUCAGUGUGGACGUCCAGACAGCAUCUGUGUGGUCUGUGGAGAAGAGGAGCUUCAGGGCUGACCUUCUAGUUUAAAGGAAACUAUUCAGACAUCCAGGGUUUAACUCCUCUGAUCUAAAGCUGCUGCAGCGACACCAAAACCUCCUAAAACAGGUGUUUGGAGGAUUCUGCUGGUUUCAGUCUGACUUCAUUCUCACGGCUGCAGGACUUCUGUUAGAAUCAGCUCAUUUUUUUCAUCCUCUGGGCUCAUUUCUGGGAAUAUAAGUGACAAAUUAAAGCCUCAGUUUCUGUGAGGAUCCCGACAUAAAGAGGCAGAGAUGACGUCCCAGAACCUCUUCGCCUCGGUUCCACUUCACAACUCCACCAAAGGAUAACGUCAGAAACCACCGAGGCAUCAGACGUCCUCCCAGAACCAGAGACUCCUCAGACUCCAGGCUCCAGACUCCAGGCUCCAGGCCUUGGCCCCUUGGCAUGAUGGGAGACAGCAACUGGGUCUGUCUGAGCCCAGCGGAGUUCAGUCAGCUGCAGCAGUACAGCGAAUACUCCACCAAGAAGCUGAAGGAUGUUCUGGAGGAGUUCCACGGUGAAGGAGUUCUGUCCAAAUACAACCCGGAGCAGAAGCAAGACGUUCUGAACCAACCCAUCGACUAUGAGGGCUUCCAGCUCUUCAUGGCCACCUACCUGGAGAACGACAUCCCAGAAGAACUGUGUCAGCAUCUCUUCACCUCCUUCAAGAGCAAGACGGGCGGAUGUUCUCCAGACCAGUCCAGAGCUGGAACCAGUCUACUGGAAGCUCGCUCCAUUGAUGCAGGCAUCUCUAUUCAGACCGAAGUGGCCUGUGCCCCCAUCACAGGGAUGAAUGGGAAGAGCAUCCUGUCAGCGAUGGGCCGGCACACUCCCGAGCACUCAGCUGUGAUGAGCACGGCGGGUUCAGGAGCCACCACCUCCCCUUGUUCAUCCCGGUCCUCCUCUCAGCGCUCAGGGGCCGGGGGCCACACUCCUGGGGGGCCCCACAGGUCACCCUGCACCCAGGUCAAAGCCUCUGAGGCCAGCAGCAACGCCCUGAGUCCCAACGCUGGUCCUGCCAGGUCCCCAGUGUCCCCCAGACUGUCACCAGACCGGAGUCGCUCUGAGAAGCUGCUAUCGCUGAGAAGGAGCCCAUCGCCCCAGAAGGGUUCCCCCCUGCCGUCGCCCCAGGUGGUGUUCCUGAAGGACAUCGUGUGCUACCUGUCUCUGCUGGAGAGGGGGACACCUGAGGACAAGCUGGAGUUCAUGUUCCGCCUCUACGACACCGACGGCAACGGGGUUCUGGACAGCUCGGAACUGGACCGGAUCAUUAACCAGAUGGUUCAUGUUGCUGAGUAUCUGGAGUGGGAUUCUACCGAGCUGAGACCGAUCCUGAAGGAGAUGAUGGAGGAGAUCGACUUUGACAGAGACGGAACGGUGACUCUGGAGGAGUGGAUCAGAGGAGGCCUCACCACCAUCCCUCUGCUGGUGCUGCUGGGCAUGGACACCAACGUCCAGGAGGAUGGGCAGCACGUCUGGCGUCUGAAGCACUUCAACAAACCGGCGUUCUGCAACUACUGUCACACCAUGCUGCUGGGAGUCCGCAAGCAGGGUCUCUGCUGCUCCGUGUGUAAAUACACGGUUCAUGAACGCUGCGUCUCCAAAGACAUCGCCGGCUGCAUCAGUACCUACGCCAAGUCACGACGACACACCAACGCCAUGCAGCACGUGUGGAUGGAGGGAAACUCUGCCACUAAAUGUGAUCGCUGCCAUCGGAGCAUCAAAUACUACCAGGGCCUGACGGGGCUGCACUGUGUCUGGUGUCACAUCACGCUCCACAAUAAAUGUUCCUCUCAUGUGAAACCAGACUGUGAUGGAGGAUCUCUGAGGGACCACCUGCUGCUGCCGUCCUACAUCUGUCCACUGGUUCUGGACCGACACUCGGUGGUGAAGCGAGGAGAAGGAGAAUCUCCGUCCAGCACCAGUCCAGACGACACCAACCAGACCUUCAAGUUCUCCCCUGGAGACGGCCAGGCCCUGCAGAUCAGUCCUCUUCCUGGAACUCAUCCUCUGCUGAUUCUGGUCAACCCAAAGAGUGGAGGCAGGCAGGGGGAGAGAGUUCUGAGGAAGUUCAGGUAUCUUCUGAACCCCAGGCAGGUGUACAGCCUGGAGCAAGGAGGACCUAUGGUGGGGCUCAACUUCUUCCAUGACGUUCCAGAUUUCCGGGUUCUGGCCUGUGGAGGAGACGGGACGGUGGGCUGGAUCCUGGACUGUAUCGAUAAAGCGAACUUCUCCCGACAUCCUCCGGUGGCCAUUCUUCCUCUGGGGACCGGGAACGAUCUGGCUCGCUGCCUUCGCUGGGGAGGAGGCUAUGAGGGCAGCAGCCUGCUGAAGUUCCUCCGGGACAUCGAACACAGCACCGAGGUGGUUCUGGACCGCUGGAACAUCGACAUCGUCCCCGACGAUAAGGAGGAGAAAGGAGAUCCGGUUCCCUACAGCAUCGUCAACAACUACUUCUCUAUCGGAGUGGACGCCUCCAUCGCUCAUCGCUUCCACCUGAUGAGAGAAAAACACCCGGAGAAGUUCAACAGCAGGAUGAAGAACAAACUGUGGUACUUUGAGUUUGGAACCACAGAGACCAUCUCAGCCACCUGCAAGAAGCUCAACGAGUGCAUCGAGGUGGAGUGCGACGGCAUCAUCCUGGACCUCAGCAACACGUCCUUAGAGGGCAUCGCGGUGCUCAACAUUCCCAGCAUGCACGGCGGCUCCAACCUGUGGGGGGAAACGAAGAAGAGGAGGAACUACAACCGCAUGAGCAAGAAGGUUCCUGACAGGACGCCGGUCUGCACCGUGACCGACGCCAAGGAGCUCAAGUUCUGCAUCCAAGACUUCAGCGACCAGCUGCUGGAGGUGGUGGGUCUGGAAGGAGCUAUAGAGAUGGGUCAGAUCUACACCGGCCUGAAGAGCGCUGGACGGAGGCUGGCCCAGUGCUGCAACGUCACCAUCAGGACGUCCCGCCGGCUGCCCAUGCAGAUCGAUGGAGAACCGUGGAUGCAGCCUCCGUGCACGGUCCGGAUCACCCACAAGAACCAGGUUCCCAUCCUGCUGGGCCCGCCGCAGAAGACGCCGUUCUUCUUCUUCAAGAAACGCAACCGGAGCCGUGACUAGGACGCACAAAACCACCUCUGAACACGAAAACACACACAGACACCGCACAUCUACGCACACACACUGUACAGGCAGCUCCAUGGACCGCUCACAGAAGGUCCUGAAGACGAUUCAGAGACUGAACCGACCGUUUCC